AAACGAAUAUGGAAAGUCAAGCUAACUUUACUGCGGUGGGCGGAGCAACUGCAAGCGUUUGUGUUCAAGCUUUUUUUCCAGCUGGGUUCAGCUGCGGAAGAUCAUCUGAAGUGUACAGAGCAGGAGAUCGACAGCUUCUAGCACCCAGGCAGACUUGCAGAGGUCCUCACUUCUCUCUCCAUGUUGUUCCUGAAUCCCCUUCAGUCACUGUGGACUGCAUGGCAAUCUCAGGGAUGCGCAGUGACAUCACUCCUCGUUAUCGUGCUUCUAGCAUGGUCUUCAAGCACCAGCGUGGAACAAAAGACCUUGGAUUUAAUGAGGAGAGAGCCUCUAAUUGAUGGACACAACGAUCUUGCCCUGCAAUUGCGAAUCAACUACAACAACAGGCUGAGCACCAUUGACUUACACAACCUCUCAAAAACCCACACUGACAUUGAGAGACUGAAAGCAGGGCAUGUGGGAGCACAGAUGUGGUCAGCCUAUGUGCUGUGCAGCUCUCAGGACAAGGACGCGGUGAGGUUGACUCUGGAGCAGAUUGAUGUGAUCAAACGCAUGUGCAGCAACUAUGAGGAGCUGGAGCUGGUCACCUCCUCCACAGCUGUCAGGGAAACAAAGAAGAUUGGCUGCCUCAUUGCGAUAGAAGGAGGCCACUCCAUUGACAGCAGCCUGCCAGCCCUCCGCAUGUUCUAUGACCUGGGUGUUCGCUCGCUCGCUUUAACCCACACGUGCAACACUCCAUGGGCAGAAACAUCAUCCACCAUUCACAGGGUUCACCAGAGGGAUAUCAGCUUGACUGAAUUUGGCAAGCAGAGCGAUCACAUGACCUUAACACUGCAGUAUUGUCAGAGCUCGCACUUUACAUCCUGCCUACAGGAGGUUGUAAAGGAGAUGAAUCGUCUGGGGAUGAUGAUUGACCUGUCCCACUCCUCCGUGUCCACAGCCAGAGCCGUGCUCCUCAUCUCCCGGGCGCCUGUCAUCUUCAGCCACUCCUCCGCCUCCGCUGUCUGCAACAGCCCCAGAAAUGUGCCCGAUGACCUGCUGCAGCUGCUGAAAGAGAACAGAGGCAUUGUGAUGGUGAACCUGUACAGCCAGUUUGUGGCCUGUGGGAACAAAGCGAACAUCGCCACAGUAGCAGAUCAUUUCGACCACAUCAAGAAGAUUGCUGGUCCUGAAUCAAUAGGAAUUGGGGGUGAUUAUGAUGGAGCUAGGGGGUUUCCGGAAGGCCUUGAAGACGUUUCAAAGUACCCUGCUUUGAUCCAAGAGCUUCUGCAAAGGGACUGGACUGAGCAAGAGCUGGCCGGAGUUCUGAGAGGCAACUUCCUCCGUGUGUUUGAACAAGUGGAACGAGUGAGAGAUGAGCUUCAGGCAGAGCCAGCAAGUGAAAAGGAGAUUUCACUGAAAGAAGUAGACAACCCAUGUCGUUCAAACCUCAGGACAUUACUCCCCAGCUCCGGCUCUCUCGGCAGACAUCACCCUUCUGCUUCUUUACCUCUUCCUUUCUUAUUGUUUUUUCUUAUCGUGUUAUGAGAGAUUACUCGUGUUGUAAUAUGUUUUUUGUUUGUUUGCACAAAACCCCACAAAAUCAAUGAGGAAAUGCCUUAGUAUAUUCAUAAAUAUAAUAUUAGUAAAAGUCAGAAGUCUAUUGCAAAUGUAACAAGUGCUCAUUGGAAGAAUGUAUUGGAUUUUAAACAGCCUUCACCUGUGUCAAUGAGAAUGUUUAGCUUAAAAAGUACCUUUCCAUUGUUCUUGUGUUGCUCCAAUAUUGAGAUGUAUUUAAUAAACUUGCUUUGUACUGUAUAUAAAACAUUGUUUUGAGAAAAGAAAGACUGUAAAACAA
Messenger RNA from Acipenser ruthenus (sterlet), 1837 nucleotides. Its product is annotated as dipeptidase 2-like. Gene Ontology annotation, molecular function: metallodipeptidase activity. Gene Ontology annotation, biological process: proteolysis. The transcript is spliced from 12 exons. Lineage: Eukaryota; Metazoa; Chordata; Actinopteri; Acipenseriformes; Acipenseridae. The record is from RefSeq and is a predicted model, not a curated record. The coding region runs from base 181 to 1527 and encodes 448 amino acids.